Cylicocyclus nassatus is the source of this 357-nucleotide messenger RNA. The record is from the annotation of a GenBank genome assembly. NCBI's taxonomy places the organism in Eukaryota, Metazoa, Nematoda, Chromadorea, Rhabditida, Strongylidae.
AUGUUCAACUACAUCGUUUUGUUUAUAUGCGCUCAGGUGCUGAUUUACAAUGCGGUGGUCACAGCAGAAGCAAGAGAAGAAGGAGAUCCAAUUCCAGGCGUUAGUGGUGACAAUGGUGGUGAUUCGGAAAACAGUGACAGCAAAGGCGGCGAUUAUGAAGAUCUAGAAGACGACCCUAACCCAAACGAACCGUUAAGUGAUGAUUAUUACAAUGGAUUCUUCCCUUACUCAAUAAUUGACGGGCAAAAGGUGUACUGGGAUGUUCUUGAUAAAGCACGAAAGGACGCAAUCUGGGAAACGUUGCCGACUGAAAUUAAAGCUGAAGAGGACAAGGCGAAGAGUGCUAAGACCAAAUAA